CCUAAUUUCCCACUUCCUACACUACUACGCAAAACAAAACUAGCUCCCUAAGCAAUGACGUGUGGGUGAGAGCGGGCAACAAUUAAAACCAAAUAACACCGCUUGGGCACCUCUGAGUUUCAGAAAAGCGCUUUUUAUGCCGCUUAACCCAUAAGCGCAGCGUUAUUGUCGGGCUAAGAUAAGGUGACUAGGGGGUCCUUAGUCACAUGACUAAGCAAAUCUCAAUUAUUGAACAUCAUUAAAAUCUAAUGGUUCAGAUCUAUCUAGUUUAAUGAAGGGUAAUGUGGUAAUUAUAUAAUUAAUUUAUUUAACAAUUUAAAAAAACAUAAUGUACUUCUCCCGUCCGCUUCGUUUUCUGGGAUUCUCCGGCGGCUCCCCAACCCCGCCGUUCCCAGGCCGAUGGGAUUAAUCUCCCAAAAAAGUUUCUGCUUGUGGGAAUGAAUUCCCCAAACAAGCUUUUCUCCUCCCACAGCUACGUACGGAGGGAGGGAGAGAGAGAGAGAGAUUUUCUGGUCGGAAAAUUUUUUUUCGGCGACCAUCGUGGUCGGAGAAGAAUUUUUUAGCGAAAGUUCCAAUUUUGUGAUGUUUGUUGACAUAUUUUUUAAUGUUUGUACGCUUUGUUAUUUUGUAAUGUUCGUAAACUUUGUUAUUUUUGUGCACCAUGUUUAUCAUUUUUGUCAACCAUGUUUGUAAUGUUUUUUAUGUCUAAAAAACAGCCUGGUUGACUUUUGGAUGGAACUUCUCUAUACAGAGAUGGAGCCUCCAAAGUCAACCCGGGUGUUUUUUCCCGUUCGUAUGGAUUGUCGGUCUAGUUUGUCAUUUUUGUCCACCAUGUUCGUACUGUUUGUAUGUCUAAAAAACACCCGGGUUGACUUUGGGAAGGAGCCCCUCUAUAUAGGGAUGGAGCCUCCAAAGUCAACCCGGGUGUUUUUUCCCGUUCGUAUGGAUUGUCGGUCUAGUUUGUCAUUUUUGUCCACCAUGUUCGUACUGUUUGUAUGUCUAAAAAACACCGGGUUGACUUUGGGAAGGAACCCCUCUAUAUAGGGAUGGAGCCUCCAAAGUCAACUCGGUUAUUUUUCUUUAUGAAUCGCUAUUUGCUGCCCAGCUUUUACUAUUUACCGCCCGUAGUUACAAAAAAUUGGACAAUUUUGCCCCUUCUCCAUUUCAAAAACCCUAAACCUAUCAAUUCCCUAACCCAACCCUCUCACCCUUCCCUCCCAAACCCUUCCGCCUCCUCCCUCCCAACCAUUGCAAGCGGCCACUGCAACCUCCUUGUCGGAUCAGAGAUGGUGGUCGUCGUCGGACACAGAGAUGGAUGGUCUGGCGCCUGCAAUCGGACAAGGCCCGCCCACCGACGACGGACGGGGUCCGCCCGCUCUUGUCGGAAGGGGUCCGCCCUCCCGCUUCGGACGGCGUCCUCCCGUCGGCGUCGGACCGGUGCCUGGCGUACGUUUCCCGGCGGCGAACCUGUCGCCGGUGACUUUUUCUUUCCCAAAAAUUGAUUAAUGAUUAUGGAUUCAUAAUUAAUAUUUAGCUUUUAAGUAUUGUAUUAAAUUAUUACUAAAUACCAAAAUUCUUUAAUUAACCCACUAAUUCAUCCGUUUCCGCAAUUAACAACCAUUGAUAAUAAGGAAACAAUUAACACGUCUUUCCCUAAUUGACAACAGUAAAAAAGAUUCCUUAAUUAUUAACACGUCUUUCCUUAAUUAACACGUUUAAUUCUAUAACCCACAUCUAAUGUCAUUUCCAUUAAUGAAAAAAAUAUAAUGUCAUUUCCUUAAUUGACAUCCGAAAAAAAAAUCUUAACUAACAUGUCCUGCACCAUGACUCACGUCUAAUUUCAUCUCUCCAAUUAAUAAUAAGAAAAAAUUCUCUUAAUUAACACUACUAAGCACGAAAAGAGGAGAUUUUGUAUUAUUAAUGACAAUCCAACCAUUUUCCUUAAUGAAACCAUACGUGGGUAGUGGUUCAAAUAAUUUCACCAAUUAAGAUUUUGCCGUCCGGUAAAUUACUAUUUGCCGUCCGGUAAAUUACUAUUUGCCGCCUAAAAUUUUAGAAAUAUAUAUUAAAUUUGCAC
Linum trigynum is the source of this 2077-nucleotide messenger RNA. The record is from the annotation of a GenBank genome assembly. NCBI's taxonomy places the organism in Eukaryota, Viridiplantae, Streptophyta, Magnoliopsida, Malpighiales, Linaceae.